This is a messenger RNA of Bufo bufo (common toad), 694 nucleotides long. RefSeq names its product THAP domain containing 4 (gene THAP4). The record is from RefSeq and is a predicted model, not a curated record. Bases 145 to 597 code for a protein of 150 amino acids. NCBI's taxonomy places the organism in Eukaryota, Metazoa, Chordata, Amphibia, Anura, Bufonidae. The transcript has 5 exons.
CAAGUGAGCUGAGUGCAGGUAAAGGAUCUGCUGUGGCUGGAGACAUGUCCCCUUCCCUGCUGGGGUGCAGCACAGGGCGCCACACCAUCACUGGCAUAUUCUGCUGGUCCUCCCCUGAACCCGGCUGUGGCACCACUGGCCUGGAUGCUAGGAACAUGGGUAUCUGAUCCUCUUGGUGAAGGAGAGUUCCCCUCAAUCCCCUCUUUUCAUUACAAGGAAGAAGCAGUCAUCUCACAUGUAGGACAGCCAAUGCUGAAUUUCACGUUUUGUGCCUCUAACCCGGAGACAGGGAAACCAAUGCACAGAGAAUGUGGAUUCAUUCGUGUGAAGCCUGGGACCAAUCAAGUGGCAUUUAUAAGUGCCCAGAACACAGGUGUAGUUGAGGUGGAAGAAGGAGAAGUCCAAGGAGAGCAGCUCACUCUGACCUCACAUUCACUAAGCAGAAUCAGCUUUGCCAAAGAACCUCAUGUACAGCAGAUCUCACGUACCUUCCGUCUGACCGCCGAAGGGAAGUUGGAGCAGACUGUUUUCAUGGCAACUAGCAAACAGGCCAUGGCUCCUCACUUACAGGUUACAUACAAGAAAGUGACCUCCUAACAAUUUGCGUCCAAGAUACUGAAGAAGUGCCUGUACUGCUCUUAUCACGUGAAUAAAUGUAAGCUGCUGACCGCUCCGGUGGUUAUCCAUUUCACAU